Molecule: messenger RNA, 941 nt
Organism: Linderina pennispora
Lineage: Eukaryota; Fungi; Kickxellomycota; Kickxellomycetes; Kickxellales; Kickxellaceae
Exons: 2
Coding region: 91-834 (247 amino acids)
Source: RefSeq, a predicted model, not a curated record
CGCGGCGGCCCGGCCGCCAUUGGAGCGUCGGGCGAAGAUGCGAGCCAGCAGGGCGACGUAGUCAAAGGGGUGUUGAAAUACUGGAUCGUCAUGGCGGGAUUUACCGCAGUUGAGUUUGUGGCCGACACCUUCAUAUUCUGGCUGCCCUUAGUUGGUCUGACCAAAGUGCUCUUUGUCGUCUGGCUGGUGCUGCCUGGCAUACACGGCGCCGAAAUCAUAUACGACCGCAUCGUCGAGCCCUAUCUGGUGCAAAACGAGGACACAUUGGACAGGUACUUCCGCCAGGCGCAGCGGGUAGCGCAAACAUCAUCACAUUCAGUGUCAAAGAAAGCGUACGAUAGCUGGCUCGGGUAUGUGCAGAAAAUGGUGGACAGGCAGGGCGAGUCCACUGCGUCUGGGCUGCUGCAGACGGUCUCGCAGAGGCUGCCGAAUGCCUCGCGUGCUGCAACCUACAUCGCCAACCUGUCUGGUGUGACCGAGGGCCCGCCAGCGCAGGCCGAUCAGGCCAGCGGAUCGGGCAUUGCCUCGCUGCUCACAUCCCUGGCCAUGUCGUUCACCUCGAGCUCGCUGACUGCCGUGCCCGAGGACCAGCGCCUGAGGGACAUUCGAAUGCGCAAGACCCAGCUACAGGGCAUUGUCUCGCAGCUGGAGUCGAGCGAGCGCGAAAUCAUGUCAAAACAAGCCCCAGUGAAGGAGCGCCCGGAGGACGAAAGCGGGUUUGAGAAGGACGCGGUUAUUGUGAGCGAGCCAGGCAAUGAGAAUUCGUCGGAAGCGAUGCCACAAAAUGCGGCCGAGGGAGAUCGAGUGCCACCGGCUCGCCGCUGGUUCUGGUAGUUUGUAUUCCUCUGUUUUAUAGCAUCUUCUUUAUGUGUCGGGUCUGAGUGCCAUCCCUCAUCUGUGGUGUGGCUCGUAUAUGAAUUGUGGUGAUCCAUGAGCGACUU